Messenger RNA from Silurus meridionalis, 3106 nucleotides. RefSeq names its product E3 ubiquitin-protein ligase TRIM39-like. NCBI's taxonomy places the organism in Eukaryota, Metazoa, Chordata, Actinopteri, Siluriformes, Siluridae. The record is from RefSeq and is a predicted model, not a curated record. Gene Ontology annotation, molecular function: zinc ion binding; protein binding. The transcript has 7 exons. Bases 57 to 1703 code for a protein of 548 amino acids.
ACCAGUCCCUCAGUCAAGACGCUUCACUUCCAAGAGGAACUCAAUCUACUGAAGUCAUGGCUACUUCCGGCAGUCUUCUGUGUGAAGAGCAGCUCCAGUGCGCAAUAUGUCUGGAUGUGUUUAUUGAUCCAGUGUCAACUCCAUGUGGACACAACUUCUGCAUGACCUGUCUCAAAGAAUGCUGGGACAACAGUUCCUCCUGCCAGUGCCCACUCUGUAAGCAGGAUUUUGCUAAAAGGCCUGAGCUUCAUGUAAAUACGUUCAUCUCCGGACUGGCUGCUCGGUUCAGGAAGUCGGGUCAGAAGAAGCCUCCAUGCAGCAACACAGCAGAGCAGUUCAACUCCAAGGGUACAAAAGUGCUGUGUGACUGCUGCACGGGGGAGAAGCUGGAGGCUUUAAAGUCCUGUCUGGACUGUGGAGUUUCUUACUGCGACGCUCAUUUGAUGCCUCACAGAACUGCAGAUAAACUCAAGAAACACAAACUGAUUGAUGCUGUGGAGAUGCUGAAGGAUUACAUCUGCCAGAAGCAUGAGAGACCCCUGGAGUUAUUCUGCAGAGAUGACCAAAUGUGUGUGUGUCAGUUCUGCACUGAGGGAGACCACAAAACUCACAGCAUUGUUCCUAUAGAGGAGGAGAGUCUGGCAAAGAAGCCCCAGCUUGGAAAAAUGCACGCAGAUGUUCAGCAGAUCAUCCGAGAGCAAAUGAGGAACAUUGACGAUAUUAAACACUCUGUAAAACUCCACCAUAGAAACACAGAGAAGGAGAAGGGAGACAGUAUAAAGGUGUUUGAAGAGCUGAUGCGCCGUGUAGAGAAGAACCAGGCUGAGCUGCUCAGGAUGAUGAGGGAAAAGCAGAGAGAGGCACAGCGACAGGCGGAAGAGUGCAUUAAACAGCUGGAGGAAGAAAUCACUGAGCUGAAGAGGAGAGACACCGAGCUGGAGCAGCUCGCACACACUGAAGAUCAUCUCCACUUCCUGCAGAUAUACUCGUCAGUGUGCGGCCGUAAACACACCAAGAACUGGACUGGCAUCAGGUUUAAUCAUGAAAUGAGUGGGGAGACUCUGAUGAGAGCGCUGUUUGAACUUCAGGAAUAUCUCAAUAAGGAAAUGGAGAAACUUGCUGGAAUUAAACUGAAAAAAAUUCAGCAAUUUGCAGUGGAUGUGACACUGGAUCCUGAUACGGUUCAUCCGUACCUCAUUUUGUCUGAAGAUAGAAAACAAGUGAUAUGUGGUGACUGUGUACAGAACUACCCUGAUAACCCUGAGAGGUUUAACCGCUGUCCCUGCGUUCUGGGGAAGGAAGGAUUCUCCUCUGGGAGAUCUUAUUACGAAGUCCAGGUCGGAAGGAAGACCAUGUGGGAUUUAGGAGUUGCCCGAGAGUCAGUUAUUAGGAAGGGAAAGAUCACAGCCUGCCCUGAGAAUGGAUACUGGUCUGUGUGUCUGAGGCAUGAAACUGAUUAUAAGGCUUGUGAGUCUCUCUGGAUUUCACUCUCUUUAAAACAGAAGCCUGAAAAAAUCGGCGUGUUUGUGGAUUACGAAGAGGGUCUCGUUUCGUUCUAUGACGUAAAGACUAAGACUUGUAUCUACUCUUUUACUGGUCAGUCUUUCUCCGAGAAACUCUAUUCAUAUUUUAGUCCGUGUCUCAGGGAUAAGGGGCAAAAUUCACUACCACUGAUUAUUAAACCUGUUCAACAAUCUGCAUGAAAUUUGCUUUAAUAAAAACUUUACACUCCUGAUACACUAUAUAGACAAAAGUAUUAAGACACCAGACCUUUCCUGCCAUAUGUGGUUCUCCAAAAUGUUACCACAAAGCUGGAGGCACAUAAUUGUUUAGGACGUCUUUGAAUGGAAACCCGAAUCUGUUCCAGCAAGGCAAUGCCCCUGUGCACAAAGCAAACUUCAUGAAUCUUUGGUUUCCAUGCUUUUAAUAAGAAAGUUUUUUCGUGGCUUGCUAGAUCUGAUCUAGAGCUCUGAUCUCUCCUAUUGAACACCUUUGGAAUAAAUACAUCAGUUCCUUUGUGGCUGAUGAACACAAAUGUCCAGAAGCACACUCCAAAAUCUAGUGGAACAUCUUCGAAAGGACUAAAUGUGGAAUGUGAUGUUCAAAAAUUACAGUACUUAUGACCAGGUGUCCGCAAACUUUUGCCAAUAUAGUGCGCUUUUUGAAAUAUGUAUCAGGAGAUAUUGAAUUAUUUAACAUUAUAGAUGUGCUAUUUGUAAGUGUGAAGUAAAUCUCUAAUUAAAUCUGUAAUUAUCCUGAGAAUAGUUUCCUCUGUUUUGGUCUACAACUAUUUAAUAUCUGUCAUUAAUGUAAUUCAUAAUUAAUGAAUCAUUUAUUAUUUAUUAUUAUUCAUUAAAAGACUGUAGCUUACUGGAAUGCUCAGAGGGUCAUAGCAGACAACACCAACGCACUUUCUACACGUUAACAUUGACAUUGCUUCGAUAUUUUUCUAUUAAACAAAUACAUGAAAAAAAAGAAAUGUUCAGGUUUUUUUGGGGGUUUUAUCCCCUGCGGUUUUGUGCAGAUGUUCACCAUAAAUCAGUCGGAAUCAGAAUCAGAACACUUGUUGGGCUGCAGUUGUACAGUAAAAUUAAAGUAAAGAUUAAAGUAAUAUAAAAUAUAAGAAUUUUGUGCAUAUUUCUUUAAAGAUUUUUCAGCAAAUGUGCAUAUUAGGUUAUAAAUUAAGUGUAUAUGCUGAUGAAUUUCCUAUGUAUUGAAAUAUAUUGUAUGAAAUACAAGACUACAAUAAUACAGUUAAACAAGUUAUUGCACAUGUAACAAUUAUUAUUAUUAUUAUUAUUAUGUAAUUGCACAUAAAUUGAUUUUAAAAGAUUUAAAAAUGAUAUGUGUGGUAUAAAAAUGUAUAACUAUAUCUAUAUCGUGAACCAGCUGUUUAACACUCACUGCUUCCUAUGACAGAUUUAUAUAAUAUAUCCUUCUAGCUGCGUGUGAACGUUUGCAUGUCUUCUGAGCUAAAUAUUACGCUUUAUGGAUGGUCCACAAAAAAUGUAGCAUGAAAAGGAAAUGAACUGUUUUUAACACUCUUCUCAAAUGUGGUGGAACUUUUUCUUUCUAAGAAAUAUGUAUAUGUAUUCAAUAUAUCCAA